This is a messenger RNA of Rhizophagus irregularis DAOM 181602=DAOM 197198, 1632 nucleotides long. RefSeq lists its product as uncharacterized. The record is from RefSeq and is a predicted model, not a curated record. Lineage: Eukaryota; Fungi; Glomeromycota; Glomeromycetes; Glomerales; Glomeraceae.
AUGACUUCCACUUCAAGAAGAAACAAACGCAUAAAAUAUUUUAGUCGUAAUCAGCAUCGUCAAAAGCAGCAGCAAUCGAAACAAAAUCAAAAUUUAGAUAACGCACUUGCUGAUGCAGUAAAUAAUAUGUAUAUUUCGCAAACAAAUUUUGUACCAAGAGAGUGGUAUGAAAAGUUGUGGAGGGAUUUUAAAGAUCUUGAUAGAGACUAUGGAAAUUUAAAUAUUAGGUUUAGAUUUGGAUUGAAAAAAAAGCUCUUAGAAUUUGGAAUAAAAACAAAAAGAAUGAUGUUUGAAUUGGGCAUCAGUACUCUCAAUAUUACCGAAAAAGAAAUAAUGAUGGAAAAUAAUGAACUUGGAGUGUUAAAAGUGAUCCUCAGUAACAAUGAUGCCAUAAAAGAAAACGAAGAUGAUGAUGUCUCAAAAGAUGAUGAUACAUCAUCAAAAUUAUCUAUAAAUCUGGAUAAUAAGAAACGACCAUUCUUGACAGAACAAAAUGUUAAAAUGGCGAAAAUUCUAUAUGUAUUAUUAGCAAAUAUAGAAAAACUUUCGGAUCAUCCUCCAAUGAUGAAUCCAUUCGAAAUCGAAAAGCAAGAAACGUAUAUUCAAUUAUUAUUAAGUAAACUUCUUGAAAAAAACACAAAAGAAGAAUUCGAAUCUGAAAUAGAAAACAAUAAAAUUUUUUUAAAAAUUGAGUAUACGAACGAAAAUGAAGAUGAAAUUGACGAAAGUGAUGUUAUUUCGGAGGUUGAGCUGUUAAAACUUGGUGAAUCGUCUUUUAGCCAAAUUAAAGAAGAAACCAUUAAAACCUUGGUUUCGCAAUUAGUAAUAGUUUACGAUAAAGUUCUCCAACAGCAUAUUGAUGUAGAAAUGAAAAGACGAAAAAGUUUCCGAGAUUACAUAAAUUUUCUAUCAAUUUAUCGAAAAAUAGAAAUAUAUUGCAAUUUAUAUAAGAUAAGAAUAAAAGGCCAGACGAUAAAAAAUCAAGUUAGCAAUAAAAUUGUUGAAUAUUCCCAACAAAAAAUUCAACAUAAUGAUUUAAAAAUCAUUAUCAAAGCAGCGAAAAGAAUAGAAAGACUAACAAAUCUUUCAAACGGUGAUUGGCGAGUAAUUGAUAUGGUUCCAAACCUAGAUAUUAAUUUUUUUAGAUCAACAUCAAUAAGUGUCAUCGCAUUUGAGUGUUGGUUGAAGAUUGUCGAAACGAAUCAAAUUCUUUCUGAAGAAGAUUGUCAUAAGAUAUAUUUGAAAAAAAAAGAUGAUGAUAAUAAAUUAAGAAAAGAUAAUAUUAAAAAAGUAUAUCAAUUAGUAAAUAAUGAUGAUGAAUUAAAUAAUGAUGAUGAAUUUUCAGGGAAUAUUCAAGAUGAUUCUUCCAACUCACCAAGAUACUAUCCGGAUGAUGUAGAAUUGGAAGACUCCCCAAGAUAUUAUCCGGAUGUUGAUGAUCCUAUGGAUGAGGAUGAACAAAAGGAUGACGAAAGGGCGAUCAAGGAUGAAAUAAUGAUAAAAGGAACGAUCAAGGACGAAAAGGGAACAAAAGAAACGAUAAAGGAAACGAAAAAAAAGAUUAAGGACGAAAUAAUGAUGAAAGGAGCGAUCAAGGAUGAAAGAGAAGCGAAAGAUACGGAUAAAGAAUGA